Molecule: messenger RNA, 1702 nt
Organism: Glycine soja
Lineage: Eukaryota; Viridiplantae; Streptophyta; Magnoliopsida; Fabales; Fabaceae
Product: E3 ubiquitin-protein ligase RGLG3-like
Exons: 12
Coding region: 223-1521 (432 amino acids)
Source: RefSeq, a predicted model, not a curated record
GACUAAGGGAUGGAUAAGGAAUGCACCUUUGGUGCUACCACGAAGGAAGAAGGAAUGUGAAAGGGAAGUAGUCAACUAGUGCACGCAACGCAACACAAGUCUAACAAAUGGCCAUCAUCAUCUUUCUGUUCGCCCAAUCUCAAACACCCAAACAUCGUCAAACGCAAACUCUGCAACAAAGCUUUCCUCUCCACGCUAAACAAAUCCACAAGGCCUGUAAUUAUGGGAAAUUCGGAGUCAAUGUAUGAAUCUCAAGAUAAUUUUUACCAACAUCCCCCUUCUUAUUAUAAUAGCUAUCAUCAACCGUCUCCUUAUGCUGAGAAUUCAGAGAAUACUACAUAUCAUGAACCAUCUUCUUAUGCUUGGAAUUCAUCAAAUACUACCUACUAUCAAUCCUCUACUUAUGCUGGGAGUUCAGAAAACACUCGCCAUCAACAUACGAGGCAACCCACAUAUAUAGCUGAUAAUUUCAGCUCAUUGGAUCAGGUUGUUUCUUCUCUGAGAGAAGCUGGUCUGGAAUCUUCAAAUUUAAUACUUGGUAUCGACUUCACCAAAAGCAAUGAGUGGACAGGCAAGCACUCAUUCCAUCGAAAAAGCCUUCAUCAUAUUGGAAACACUCCUAAUCCGUAUGAGCAAGCAAUCUCCAUCGUUGGCCAUACUCUGUCUUCCUUUGAUGAAGACAAUCUGAUACCAUGCUUUGGAUUUGGUGAUGCUUCUACACAUGAUCAGAAUGUGUUCUGUUUUUAUCAAGAUAAUAGAUUUUGUCAUGGUUUUGAGGAAGUACUUGCACGCUACAGAGAGAUUGUUCCAUACAUAAAACUGUCAGGUCCAACAUCAUUUGCCCCCGUAAUUGAUGCAGCAAUUGACAUCGUGGAAAGAAACAAUGGUCAAUAUCAUGUUCUUGUCAUUAUUGCUGAUGGACAGGUAACCAGAAAUCCAGAUGUACCGUAUGGAAAGCUUAGUCCACAAGAACAAGCAACCAUUAAUUCUAUCAUUGCUGCCAGUCAUUAUCCUCUCUCGAUUAUUUUGGUUGGUGUUGGAGAUGGACCAUGGGAUGAGAUGAAGUACUUUGAUGAUAACAUUACUGAGCGCUUAUUCGACAACUUUCAGUUUGUGAACUUCACAAAGAUCAUGUCCGAGAACACAGAAGCAUCGAAGAAGGAAGCAACAUUUGCUCUUGCUGCCCUCAUGGAAAUUCCAUUGCAGUACCGGGCAGCCCAAAAUAUACAACUUAACGAUAGAGAAUCAGUUCUUCAUCAACAUAAAAGGCCUCUCCCUCCACCUAAUGAAGUAAUACAUCAUGAUAAUGCACGCAUGGCAAUUCCGCACAUGCCAAAUUUGGAAUCAGCAGAAUCGACAGCUCCAGCUGCUGCCGAACCAGUAUGCCCCAUUUGCCUAACCAAUCCGAAGGACAUGGCUUUUGGAUGUGGUCAUACAACUUGCAAGGAGUGUGGCUCGACAUUAUCUUCCUGCCCUAUGUGCCGGCAUCAAAUUACAACUCGCCUGAGACUGUACACUUGAUGAGGAAGCUUGUUUUAUUUAUUUAAUAUGAUAACCGUUAUACCAUUUGAAGUUAAGAAUGAAAUAUAUAAAGAUUUUGGGUGUAAAAUUCUUUAACCAUGCAGUCAAUGCUCAUUAAAUGUAUGAAAAAAAAAGGUUCAAGUUUUGUUUUUUGAAAUUAAAAAAAAAGGUUCAAGUUCAA